Messenger RNA from Cotesia congregata, 477 nucleotides. The record is from the annotation of a GenBank genome assembly. Lineage: Eukaryota; Metazoa; Arthropoda; Insecta; Hymenoptera; Braconidae.
AUGGAUGUCAAUAGUGGUAGAAAGGUUGGUGAAAUAUUCACCGCUGCCGGUGCAGCUUUUAACAAACUUGGUGAACUGACAAUGCAGUUGCAUCCUACAACUGAUUCGCCAGCUGGUAAAUGGACUGACGAGGAAAUUGAAAUGCUUCGUCACUCAGUUAAGACAUUCAGCGAAGAUUUACACAAAAUAAGUGAUCACAUCAAGGGGCGAACGGUAUCGCAAAUAAAGACAGGCUUGAAGAAAAAAGUGUUUGAAGAAGCGGGUGUACCUAUAGCAAAUAGACAACCGGCGCAGCAAAAUAUUCAAAUAAAAAAACAACCUAGUGCUACAACUAAUCAAGGAUUAAUGAACACAUCAGCUGAAGUAACAUUAAACAUGUUGAAUGCAACUGAAUCAGAAGUUGACGUUGAAGGACUUCCCGAAGAAUGUCAAGUUAAAUUGGAAUUCGAGGGAGCUACUGAAGAAGUAGCUUCUUAA